AUGGGUCUAUUGAAUUCUAAAAACCCCAAAGCCAAGCAAGCCCGAAUUCUUCUUCUGGGACUUGACGCUGCUGGGAAGUCUACUCUCCUUUACAAAUUAAAGCUUGCUGAGGGUAUUGUGACCAUCCCAACAGUAGGUUUCAACGUGGAGAUGAUUGAGUUGGAAAAGGUGUUUCCUGUUGGAGGACAGGAAAAAAUGAGAACUGUGUGGGGCCUCUACUGUGAGAACACCGAUGGGCUGGUAUAUGUUGUGGACAGUACAGAUACACAGCGACUGGAAGACUCCAGGAGAGAGUUUGAGCAGAUUUUGAAGAAUGAGCACAUUAAAAAUGUGCCUGUUAUCCUGUUAGUCAACAAACAAGACGUGCCUGGUGCUCUGAGUGCCGAGGACAUCACCAGAAUGUUCAAAGUGAAGCAACUCUGCAGUGACCGGAAUUGGUACGUGCAGCCCUGCUGUGCUGCCACCGGGGACGGGCUGAUGGAGGGGUUCCGGAAGUUAACUGGAUUUGUGAAAAGCCACAUGAAAUCAAGAGGAGACAUAUUAGCAUUCUUCAAGCAGAACUGA
Lipotes vexillifer (Yangtze River dolphin) is the source of this 564-nucleotide messenger RNA. It is a transcript of the gene ARL14, whose product is annotated as ARF like GTPase 14. NCBI's taxonomy places the organism in Eukaryota, Metazoa, Chordata, Mammalia, Artiodactyla, Lipotidae. The record is from RefSeq and is a predicted model, not a curated record. Gene Ontology annotation, molecular function: GTP binding; GTPase activity.